Cetraspora pellucida is the source of this 964-nucleotide messenger RNA. Lineage: Eukaryota; Fungi; Glomeromycota; Glomeromycetes; Diversisporales; Gigasporaceae. The record is from the annotation of a GenBank genome assembly.
AUGUCAACACAAGAAUUUUUAUUUAUUUUAAAACAAAGUUUUAAUAAUUUGAUUAAUAAAUAUCUUGAAGGAAAGUCUGCAAAUAGAUGUCAUAAAACUUUUAUUUUACAACCCGAUUAUGAUCUUAUUGUCACUCUUCGUGUAUUAGGAACUGAAACUAAUCCAAAUACGCAAAUCAUUAUAGUCACAAAAAAUGAAAAUGGAUUAGAUCAUCAACAAGAUAUUAUUGAUGAAAAAACAUUGCCUGAUAAUUUCUUCGAAGAUUUUAAUAAUUCUGACGAUGAUUUUGAACCUGAACCUUCAGCAUCGAAUCAACUUGAACCUUUAAUGUCGAAUCAACCUGAACCUUUAAUAAUGAAUCAACUUGAACCUUCAACAUUAGAUCAACCUAAACCUUCAACAUCAGAUCAACCUAAACCUUCAAUAUCAGAUCAACUUGAGUCUUCAACAUCGAAUCAAACUGAACCUUCAACAUUGAAUCACUCUAAACCUUCAACGUUGAAUCACUCUGAACCUUCAAUGUCGCACUUUGAAACUUCAAUGUUGAAUUACUCCGAACCUUCAAUGGUGAAUCAAUCUGAACUAUUGAUGUCAAGUCAAUCUGAAUCUUCAAUUAUUUCAAAAAUAGAUCGCAACAGUAUUGACUGGCAUACUUUGCCAUGCAAAAUAAUUGGUGAACUACCAAACAAAACAUAUCAUUUGCAAUGCAAAAAUGGAAUUAUCAAUACUACUUAUUGCACAAAUGAACUUAUACCACUUGGACUAACUGAAUAUGAAGAACUUAAUGUUUGUCAAGAUGAUGUUAUUAGUGUAUGCGAAGUGGCAAGAAUGCAAUUAAUGUCCACCAUGACUGGAACAAAAUACAAUUGUAAAGGUGAAUGCAAGAAUAACUCUUGCAAAUGCAAAUGCCUUAAUGUAGUAUGUGGCUGUGGAUGUCAUCCACAUAAUGUUAAAUGUAUUAAUA